Molecule: messenger RNA, 2588 nt
Organism: Erinaceus europaeus (western European hedgehog)
Lineage: Eukaryota; Metazoa; Chordata; Mammalia; Eulipotyphla; Erinaceidae
Gene: TBC1D10C
Product: TBC1 domain family member 10C
Exons: 9
Coding region: 9-1364 (451 amino acids)
Source: RefSeq, a predicted model, not a curated record
CAGGCACCAUGGCCCAGGCGGUGGCGGAGGACCUGCUGCAGCCAUGUGAGCUGCAGGACGACUCCAGCUCCCUGGGCUCCGACUCUGAGCUGAGCGGGCCCGGGCCCUACCGCCAGGCUGACCGCUACGGCUUCAUUGGGGGCAGCUCGGCAGAGCCAGGGCCAGGCCAGCCCCCUGCAGACCUCAUCUGCCAGCGGGAGAUGAAGUGGGUGGAGAUGACGUCACACUGGGACAAAACCAUCUCUCGGCGUUACAAGAAGGUGAAGAUGCAGUGCCGGAAGGGUAUCCCCUCAGCCCUGAGGGCCCGCUGCUGGCCCCUGCUGUGCGGAGCCCGCGUGUGUCAGAUGAACAACCCCAAAACCUAUGAGGAGCUGGCCAAGGCCCCUGGCGACCCCCAGUGGAUGGAGACCAUCGGCAGAGACCUGCACCGCCAGUUCCCGCUACACGAGAUGUUUGUGUCACCCCAAGGUCACGGGCAGCAGGGGCUCCUGGAGGUGCUCAAGGCCUACACACUAUACCGGCCAGAGCAAGGCUACUGCCAGGCCCAGGGUCCCGUGGCCGCCGUGCUGCUCAUGCAUCUGCUUCCAGAGGAAGCCUUCUGGUGCCUGGUGCAGAUCUGUGAGGUCUACCUGCCGGGCUACUAUGGGCCUCACAUGGAGGCCGUGAGGCUGGAUGCCGAGGUGUUCACGGCCCUGCUACGGCGGCUGCUGCCGCGGGUACACAAGCACCUGCAGCAGGUGGGAGUGGGGCCACUGCUCUACCUGCCCGAGUGGUUCCUGUGCGUCUUCGCCCGCUCCCUGCCCUUCCCCAUCGUGCUGCGAGUCUGGGACGCCUUUCUCAGUGAGGGCGUGAAGGUGCUGUUCCGGGUGGGGCUGACGCUGGUGCGCCUGGCCCUGGGCACUUCGGAGCAGCGCCAGGCCUGCCCGGGGCUCCUGGAGACGCUGGGCGCCCUGCGAGCCGUCCCGCCCACGCAGCUGCAGGAGGAGGGCUUCAUGUCCCAGGUACACAGUGUGGCGCUCUCGGAGCAGGACCUGCAGCGGGAGAUCAGGACCCAGCUGGCCCAGCUGCCUGCCUCACCAUCCGGGCCGCCCCCUCGGCCACAGGCCCGCCUGCCCGGGGCCCAGGCCAUCUUUGAGGCCCAGCAGUUGGCAGGUGCCCAGGCAAGCACCAGAAGCACCAAGCCCCAGGUGCCCAGCAUCAUUGUGCAGCCCCCAGAGGAGCCCGCGCCUCCCAAGCCACAGCGCAAGCCACAGACCCGAGGCAAGACUUUCCAUGGGCUCCUGACACGGGCCCGGGGAGCCCCCAUCCAGGGCCCUCCCAGGUCCCAUCGGGGCUCCACUUCCUUCCUGGACACCCGUUUCUGAAGGUUCCCUUGAUGCUGCCCACUGCCGGGGCCUCGCCCAGGGCGGCCACGGUGCUUGGUGACUCAGCUUCUGACAAGGAAGGUCACAGAGUGGGGGGGCUCGGGCACGCAUCCCAGGAGCCGUCCUGAUGCCAUGGCAACCACAGACCCCCUGAGAGAGGAGCCCACAGAUGGCUGGACUGGGACCCCAAAGGGCUCCUGAGGGGCUGCCUAGAAUAAAAUCUGACUCAGCAGACAGCUGGGCGGGAUGCAUCAGUGUCCCCUCCCCCUGACCAUCAGCCAGGGGCCACCCCAGCUCCCUAGACACGCCCAGACCACCCAUUGGCUGCUGGGAAGGUGUUUACAGAAAAGAAGCCAAUGGGAGGCCACCUUGCCAACCUCUGGGGGGGGUGACAGGUAAGUGCCUGCACCUGUGGGUGGAGGGCCCCCAAGUGGAUCCUGGGCCCAGAAGUGAUGCUGGAGCCCCUGCUCAGGCCCCCAGGAUAAUUCAGCAUCCUCCCUCAGGAGGUGGGGGACAGCAGUCUAGCCCAAGUCCACCCCCACCCAUGGUCUUGCUGUCCCCAGAGAAGGACAAAGGCCCAGUGUGCCCAGACAAAGGAGAAAGGUCCCUCCUGCCCUACCCACCCCCACUGCCCUGCACCCCCGGCGGGCCGCCUCCAUGGGAACCCCUCCCACACCCGCUAAUUGCCCCCAUGGGUGCCUGGGUGCCCAGCCCAGCAGCCAUCACCAGGACAACUGCUGGUUCCCUCGUUGCCUCCCUGGGGCCCAACCCCAGGGCUGGGGUUGCGGGUGGGGUGGGGUGGGGGACAGGCAGUCGGGUGUACCGGGAAAGCUCUGGCGGCCCUCAGAAGUGGUGGGGUACUUAGGUAGCCCAUCCCAGGGAGUGCCAAGGACACAUGGCUGGCCCCGGCCUGAGAAUGUUCUAGAGGCUGGCCCCACGGUCGUGUAUGGUGCUGCUCCCCAUGCCAGCCAAGCCUGGAGGAGGGAAUCACAGAGUUCACACCCCACGCUGGGGGAAACUGAGGCUCGGAAGGAGCCAGAAGGUGGCCAGGGCCUCGCUGUACAUGGCUGGCCCCCCAUUUCCCCCAUCUCCUGCCACUGGGCACCCACGGUGGCUUGCUGUCUGGGAAGGUCCCUCUGGUACUGGGGUACCUGCCACUCUGGCUAUGGUGGUGUGGGGAGUGACCCAGGGACCUCAGAGCCUCAGGCAGGAAACCAUUUGCAU